AUGAUUAGAUUGAUACGACAAAGACAAUUGAUACUACCAUCUAGAUUAAUAGUAAGAUACAGUUCAAGUAGUUCAUUAAAAUCAACUGAUUCUCAAAUUACGACUGAUGAAAUUUUAUCUGAAAAUAAUCCAUGGUCUCCCUCUUUAGAAGAUGAUCCAGUUUAUAUUUAUGAACCAAAUAAUAUAAGAAGAACCAAAUUGCCAGAUAAUUAUAGAUUAUCAUAUAAUGAACUAUAUGAGUCACCAUCUUAUAAACAUGUGUCUAUUAUGAAGAGAUUUACAUUAAGUUUUUCAGUUAUUGGGUUAUACGGGGGUAAAUUAUUAUAUGAAUCACCACAAUUUGAUAAUUUAUAUUCUUAUUUAAUGGUUAUUGGUACUUUAUUACCUGCUGUUUUAGUACAAUAUAAAUCAAGAGAUUAUGUUACAAGAAUAUUUAGAUUAUAUGAUAAAUCUAAACCACAAACUUAUGAAAAUUUAGUCAAUGAUGAACAAUUGAUAAUUGAAAAAUUGAGUUUCUGGGGUUCAAAGACAUAUAACGAAUUAUUAAAAUUAACAGACAAUAAAAAUAUAAAGAUUGAUAAUGAUAAUAAGUGGUAUAAACCUUAUUCUACAUGGAUUGAAAAAACUCCAAAGUGGGCGAGAAAAUUCUAUGUUGUUGAUAAUAUUGGUGGGAUGAAAAUGGAUAGAGUUUGGGGCUUAAUAGAGAAGGAUAGUGGAAUAAAUAAUGGUAGAUAG
This is a messenger RNA of Insectozyma verbasci, 735 nucleotides long. Lineage: Eukaryota; Fungi; Ascomycota; Pichiomycetes; Serinales; Debaryomycetaceae. The record is from the annotation of a GenBank genome assembly.